CAAUCCGUGUCCGCAAUCCAUCGUCUAAUGGCCGCCUCACCACGAUACACGGAGAUCAGUUGAUACAAUCUCUGCAAUUACUAAAUUGUCUCGAGCUCCAGCUCAUGAUGCUACCUUGUUGGUCCACCGAAGGUUUGCUUUGAAACAUUCAUGGCGGAUAGAAUUGAAGAAGUUUCGAGGAAUGGUGGAGGAAGGUUAAUGAUUUCGAAUCGUUUGAAGUGAAAAAGAAAUUUUCCACAACUUUCAUUCCGUUCUCUGUGCAUUGAGUCUCGGCUGCGUCUGAUUUCUCAGGUUGUUGUAAGUUCGAUUAGAUAGCGUGCGUUGUGUUGAUGGUGUGCGGUUGCGAGUUCGGUCACGAGAGGCGCAGUUGAGAUAACGUGGAUAGCAGCAUUCUCUCAUUCGGUUUCAGAAGGUUACUUCGUUUGUAGGAUCGUGAGUUGGAUAUGAUGCCUGCAGGAUGGUCGGGUCAGACUGAGAUUAGGGGAGUGAGCAAUUUAAGGGGGUCGUAUCCAGGCGUCAGCGAUCUGCCGGUCGACGUCGUGAAAGAUUUGGAGGAUGUGUUUAAGUUGUUUGAUCGAAAUGGUGAUGGGAAGAUCUCGAAAGCAGAGUUAGGCACGGUGCUUCAUUUGCUUGGAGAUACUCUGACAGAUGCAGAACUGGAUCAGAUGAUACGAGACGUAGAUGUGGACGGCGAUGGCGCAAUCGACCUUCAGGAGUUCAUCAAACUAAAUGUCGAGUUUUUGGAUGUGAAGCCAUCUGCGGGAGGAGAGAAUGGUUCUUCGGACGUGGAGGGUCUUCGGUCGGCGUUCAGUGUGUUCGAUUCUGAUAAAGAUGGCUUUAUUUCAGCGGGUGAGCUUCACAGGGUUUUGUCAAGCCUCGGUGACGACAAAUCUUCAUUGGAUGAUUGCCAGUACAUGAUAAGCUGCGUGGAUGCAGAUGGUGACCAGUUGGUCGACUUCAACGAGUUUCAAAGAUUGAUGUCUGGUCAUCUUGCUCAAUGAAAACUCUUAUUUUGAACCUGCACAGUAGGGUGGCCUCAGUUAGCAGCAGUUGCUGAAGGAGUAAUUGCUCUUUGUGCUAGUUUUUGUCCACACUCUGGAACGAUGAGGCUUUAACACGACUCAGAGAUUUGCUGCAAUCGAGUUCUGAGACAAGAUUAAGGAUGAAAGAUACACAUCAGGAUACCCAAGCCUAGUCAGUCUGGUUUCGAGCAGUGUCUAGCUGAUGAAGUAUUUUUGAUUUCAAGUAAUCGUGCAUGAUAAGAGACAACUCUGUCAUCUGCAUUUAGAGUCUUUAGGUCGUUGCUGGCAAACUUCUCUUUGAAAUUUAACAUGUAUUGCGGAGGUAAUGAAAAUAGUCCGCGUCAAGUAGAAGUGGCCACUCCUGAAGCCAGAGUGCACCAUGUCUGUCCUCUUCCGCGGUGAAUUUGAAUGAGAAAAUAUUGUAAUUUCGCUUGAGA
Molecule: messenger RNA, 1459 nt
Organism: Physcomitrium patens
Lineage: Eukaryota; Viridiplantae; Streptophyta; Bryopsida; Funariales; Funariaceae
Product: calmodulin-like protein 3
Molecular function (GO): calcium ion binding
Source: RefSeq, a predicted model, not a curated record